Messenger RNA from Trichoderma aggressivum f. europaeum, 1950 nucleotides. RefSeq lists its product as uncharacterized. The record is from RefSeq and is a predicted model, not a curated record. Gene Ontology annotation, biological process: proteolysis. NCBI's taxonomy places the organism in Eukaryota, Fungi, Ascomycota, Sordariomycetes, Hypocreales, Hypocreaceae. The coding region runs from base 1 to 1950 and encodes 649 amino acids. Gene Ontology annotation, molecular function: serine-type endopeptidase activity; tripeptidyl-peptidase activity. The transcript has 3 exons.
AUGCGUGCGUCACGCACAUCUUGGACACUUUUCUACUCUGUGGCAGUGGUCUUCGUUGAGAAUUCGUUGGCUAAACAUGUCAUCCACGAGCGUGCAGUAGAGUCCACGGGUGAAUGGGUUAAAAUAGGCGGUGUCAAUCGCAAUGGCCUUCUGCCUGUAAGCAUUGGUCUGACGCAGCGGAAUCUCGACCUUGGUCAUGAGCUUCUCAUGGAAAGGUCUAACCCCGACUCGCCCAACUAUGGCCAGCAUAUGACCCAAGAUGAGGUGAAUGAUCUGUUUGCACCUCAUGACGACAGCGUGGAUGCGGUCCAUAGUUGGCUCGAAACUGAGGGUAUCGAGUUGGACCGCGUGUAUCGAUCAGACAAUCGUCAAUGGAUACAAUUUCAUGCUACUGUAGGGGAGCUCGAGAAACUCCUUAAUGCAACCUACGACAUAUAUGAGAACCAGAAGACCGGUAUUCGUCAGGUUGGGACGGACGAAUACUCCAUCCCGGCUGAUCUUAUGGACCAUAUUGACUACAUUACCCCAGCCACUACAAGGCUACAGAUUGCCGGUGAUGUUGAGAAGCGGCGGGUUCGUCGGGAGGCCAACACGAAUCCGGAUGAUGUGAUUCCCGCAGCCCCGUUAGGUGGCCAAAACGUCACAAGCAACUGCAAUGACUUCAUCACACCCCGUUGUAUCCGUAACAUGUACAACAUACCUAUCUUUGAUUCUGCCAUCGAAGGUAAUGAACUGGGCAUCUACGAGCGACAGCCGUACAACCAAACCGCACUAAGCAUAUUCUUCGAAAAAUUCGCAACACAUGUUCCUACCAACAGCACGCCUUUAUUUACUGGAAUUGAUGGUGCUAUGAGAUUCAGCGAUCAGGAUACCUCCCACACUACAGGCGACCUCGAGGCCAUGCUGGAUAUAACUUGCGCCUACCCGAUCGUGUACCCUCAAAAUGUCCGUGUUUACAAUGUCGAUGACCUGAAUUGGCAAGUAAACUUGACCCAAGGUUACUUCAACACCUUCCUCGAUGCUCUUGACGGCAGUUAUUGCAACAGCACCGCUUUCAACAUUACGGGUGACAGCCCUGAGUACGACCCAACCUACCCAGACCCGAACGGUUACAAGGGGGAGAGGAUGUGCGGUCUGUUCAAGCCUACCAACGUCAUUUCCAUCUCUUACAGCCCAGAGGAACAGCAGCGAAGCGUAAACUAUGACCGACGCCAGUGCAGUGAAUGGAUGAAACUCAGUCUACAGGGCGUGACGAUAGUCGGAGCAACAGGCGAUUUCGGCGUUGCUGGCAACGGAGGCAGCUGUAUCGAAGACGCAAACGGUGACUUUACCAUUUUCAAUCCGUUGACACUCACAAAUUGCCCAUAUGUGCUGGCCGUUGGCUCAACCCAGCUGGCUCCAGGCCAUAGCGACGGCAAAGAGGGUCAUGAGAUCGCCACCAGCGAUUUAUUCUCCAGCGGUGGAUUCUCGAACAUUUACCCUACCCCUGACUGGCAAAAGAGUGCCGUUGACAAGUAUUUUGAUGAAAACCCAACGCCGUACAAGUACUACAACACUUCAGAGGGCAAGAACAUUGGUGCAGGCGGUGGCAUCUUCAACCGUGGAGGCCGCGGAUUCCCUGAUGUCUCAGCAGUUGGCUAUCGUGUUAUCACGGUUGGUUUCGACGACGUCUGGAUCGGUGGCGGUACAUCGGCAGCCGCCCCAAUUGUCGCCGGUAUUCUUACUCGAAUUAAUACUGAGCGAUUGAAGGCGGGCAUGCCAACCCUCGGCUUUGUCACCCCAGCCUUGUAUGCCAAUCCCAGCGUCCUAAACGAUGUCACAGCGGGUAACUCAUCUGGCUGUGGCACCCCUGGGUUUUUGGCUGCUAAGGGUUGGGAUCCGGUAUCAGGUUUGGGUACUCCAGAUUACCCACGAAUGCUGAAAUACUUCAUGAGCUUGGGUUCGAAAUGA